AUGGCAAAGAACGCAGGAUUGAUGAGGCUAACCAUGGAUUGCCAAAUUAUCCGCCGUGAGGAUCUGUCCUGCUUAGCUCUUGACAAGUGGCUGGGCCCCGAGCCCCUGGCCACCACCUUCCCAGCCCUCUACUCCCAUUGCCUCCGACCCCACUCCAGCAUUCACCACACCUUGUCCGAGGGCGUGGAAAUUCUCCUCCAUCCACGCCUCACCCAUCAGGCUCAGGACAAGCUUCUCCUACUGCGCCGCUUGCUCUCUUCGGUGCAGCUAACUGACUACCCGGACUGCAGGCUCCUUAACCUGCCCUCCUCCCCCCCCAUUCACCAGCUGCGGCACUUACGGGCCCUCCACUCCGAAGCCCCAGUCCUCCUUGGUCCCAAGCUAAUUUGGGAGUGCCGGCUCCCAGGCAAAGUGAAGUUUUUUGGCUGGCUGGUCCAUUUUGACAGGAUGAACUCCCGAGCCAACCUCUUCUGGAAGAACAUUAAACCCCUGGAGGAGUGUUUCUGCCCUGCGUGUGAUGGUGUCUUGGAAACAGGCGACCACAUCUUCACUGCCUGUCCUCGCGCAAGGAAGGUUUGGGACGCCCUUCAUUGCUGUGUUUCUGCAGGGCUCCAGAGACUCCCUUGGCUCAUCGGACAGGAGAUUGAUCUUCCCGCCACAGUUCGAAUGGACGUCACGCUCACCGUUCUCUGGCACAUCUGGAAAGCCAGAAACACGCUCAUCUUCAACAAAGAAAACAACACCGCGGCCUCCAUCAUCAGAGACGUUGCCAGGGACUUGGGAUCAUGGGCCUGCCGCUUCCGAAGGGCCAAGAGCCAUAUUGCUGCCUGGCAAACCUAUGUCCAGGAACGCCUCCCCCAUGCUGCUGCUGUCUAG
Messenger RNA from Miscanthus lutarioriparius, 876 nucleotides. NCBI's taxonomy places the organism in Eukaryota, Viridiplantae, Streptophyta, Magnoliopsida, Poales, Poaceae. The record is from the annotation of a GenBank genome assembly.